Messenger RNA from Hypoxylon trugodes, 1572 nucleotides. RefSeq lists its product as uncharacterized. The transcript is spliced from 2 exons. Lineage: Eukaryota; Fungi; Ascomycota; Sordariomycetes; Xylariales; Hypoxylaceae. The record is from RefSeq and is a predicted model, not a curated record. The coding region runs from base 1 to 1572 and encodes 523 amino acids.
AUGUCUUUAAAAUUACGGCCUCUCAAGUUGCCAUUAUUGGUGGAAGAGAGAAGAAGGAAAGAGGAGGAAGAAGCAGCGCAACGUGAAAUGAUGGAAGUUGAGGUGCCGUAUAACUUCUACACAACUGACUCUUACUCGUCGGACGCGACGUCACCAGUAACACCAACAUUUUCUACGCGUGGUCAUCUACGUUACUCUAGUUCCAUGUCGUCUUUCGAUCUUGCAACAGUAGCGAGCGCUGAAAGUCCUUCGUCUCCGAUACAAACAACCCAAAAUUCCAAUAAACGCGUGCUUCCUGACGUGAAGGAAGAACCUAUUGAGUUUGACGAUUCGGAUUCGGACUCUGAAUUUGAUGAUGCGUCCGAAUUAUACCAAUGUCUAUGUGAUGAACCCUGUAUACACAAGGACACCGAUCUAGUACAAAGCACUUCGAACUUCUACACGCAGAGCCAGAGUACCGACUACGAUGUUGGAUUCUUUAGCGAUGGCGAUUUUAGCUUUAGCCUACGAUCCUCGUCAAGAAAGCAAAGAGAAAGAUCUGAGUCGUCAUUUGCUGGGUUUUCAUAUCGUCUAGGUUCUCGAUUCCCGGCCUUUACGAAAUGGAAAUCCUCGUCGAAGCCUUCUAGCAUUAUCAGCUCGCCUGUAUCCGAUUUUGGAUUCGAGCGACCGAUCUUAUCAAGAGCAACUUCGAGUCGUUCUUCGUCAGUUUCAGCGCCCAGUCGGCAUCGUCGUGAUCGCUCGAACGAACCUCCUGUGCCACCUACGCCUGCCCUAUCACGUUUUGGAAGUAGUGAUAGUUUCAUGCCUUUAGACGGAGCUAUCGACGCCCAGAAGACAGGUGACGUUCUAUUAGCUAUAGAACAUGAGCGAAAGCAAGCUGCGACGCCGCUUCUUCCGCCUUUGAUGGCUUCAGCUUCCGAGCAUAUCUUAUCGCAAUCUUCACCGCUAGAAUCACCAAGCGUUGCUGCUUCUGCUUCACCAAUUGGAGAAGAAUACUAUGCGACAGGAAUGCUAUCUCCACCGCUCAGCGCAAAGGCCUCAAACUCUUCUCUUCGUCUUCUGCCUACACCUGUGGAGCUACCGCAACUUCCUGCACCAGACGCCUGGUCCGACCUUUUGGGGCAUGCUAACUAUACGAUCGUACCGAAACCGUACAAACUGGAAACUGUUGAUUUAGAAUCUCUACGUCUGUUCCGAGCAGAUUGGGAAACCGCACGAGUGAACUAUACAAAACAUCUCGCACGAACCGGCGAACACUACGGUCAGACCUCCAAGACUUACGCACUUACUGAAGCCAAAUGGGCUGAAACGCAACGAAAUUGGCGUAGCCUUCAUGACGAACUCGCAGCGGCAGUUGUCGCUAGUGGUCAAGUAACAGUGUGCGAGAAGUUUGAGGAGGUUCUAACCACAGUUCCGAGAAUGGACGCUGAGGGUAAAUUUCCCGAACGUGGUGACGAAGACAUUGUCGGACCGAUGGUACGCGAAGCCACCAUGAUGUCUUUGGAUAGUGUAGAACGAAAGGGGCCAAGCUUUUGGCGUCAUCUUGUCGGCAAAGUUGGUCUAAGAAAAUGA